Molecule: messenger RNA, 475 nt
Organism: Penaeus monodon (black tiger shrimp)
Lineage: Eukaryota; Metazoa; Arthropoda; Malacostraca; Decapoda; Penaeidae
Exons: 3
Coding region: 72-344 (90 amino acids)
Source: RefSeq, a predicted model, not a curated record
AUCUGCAUGUUCUUGGGUUAGAGGUCAGCGUUCCCUUGCCUCCUCGAAAUGUCCACACAGUAUCACGUCAUAUGGCCAAGGAGAGCAACACAUUUAGGGACCAUGACGUAAUAAGACACGCAGAUGCGGGACCCUCAUCAGUAGAAUCUCGCCUUGUAAAUGGGACCAGACAGGCCAAAGGACUGACCCAAAAUCAUAUUUAUGAGACUCUGAAAGCCUCUAAACGUGACAACUGUGCCGACAAAAGUAACGCGCAGAAGUCACGGCUCCCUAUAUCUACCCAGUCGGCAGCGAUGAAUGUAGCUGUCAAGCUGAGUAGAUCCCAGCAGUCACCCAGAAAAUAAAAUGAGCUUGACAUGUCCAUCACAGUUAUUUGGGUCGCAUGCAAGAGAAAAAACAAAAUAAAACAAGCUGCAACAGUUAGUCAGUAAAUUUAUGGACAGAUUAAACAAACAGACAAACAAACAAAAAGAAA